Messenger RNA from Nematostella vectensis (starlet sea anemone), 2322 nucleotides. Its product is annotated as deacetylase Oant_2987-like. The transcript has 5 exons. Bases 424 to 1719 code for a protein of 431 amino acids. Lineage: Eukaryota; Metazoa; Cnidaria; Anthozoa; Actiniaria; Edwardsiidae. Gene Ontology annotation, molecular function: deacetylase activity; hydrolase activity, acting on carbon-nitrogen (but not peptide) bonds. The record is from RefSeq and is a predicted model, not a curated record.
AUAUUGUAAAAUAAUACCUUAUUCCUGUCAUUCAAUGAUGAUGUUGACCCAAACUGAAGGUUUCAGGCCUAUAUUUCCGGCCUUGCAUUUGCAUCUGACGGGUCCGCCGGGUUCUAUCCUGGAAACGUUUCACGUUUCGAGUUAUCUGCGAAGUUGGGAUCUAGGAGAUUCUAACUUCUCCCACCUCUAAGGCUUGUCGAAGAACGAAUUUUCAUUUAUACUUUGAUCUAUCAUAUUUAGUUUUCUUUAUCUCUUGUGAGGGGUUUCUGAGACUAUUAAGUUACAUAGAUAUCAAAAGGCUAACGUUUUCGAUACACAAUGUUUAUUCCUGUGGAUAAUAAUUACCAUUGAGUAAUCCAGAUUUACUCCUCAAAUACGCAGUGUUAAAUUAUCGUGUUUUGUUUUUCUGCAAAGCUACUGAACAUGUUGCUUGAAAUAGCAGACGUAGUUAUAAAAAACGGCCAUGUUAUUGACCCAGCCAAUGGAAUCGAUGGAGUCACAGAAGUUGCUAUGAAAGAUGGAAAAAUCAUGGCAGUUGGAGAUAAUCUCGAAUUCCAACAUGAGCCAUUGCAAGUGUUUGAUGCGAAGGGUUGCUUGGUGAUGCCAGGUUUGAUUGACAUGCACACACAUGUCUACCAGUAUGCCACCCCCCUUGGGGUUAACGCAGAUGAAACAUGUUUAUCACGUGGUGUUACAACAGUUGUGGAUGCUGGUAGUGCAGGUGCCACAACAUUCCAAGGUCUCUGCAAGUAUGUUGCAGAGAAAAGCCAGACAAGAGUGUUUGCAUUUGUGCAUGUUGCAAACCACGGCCUGAGCUCUGCUGGAUGCACAAAAGAAGGUGGUGGAGGAGAAUGUGACUCUCUCAAUCAAGUUGACCCUGCUAUGUGCGCUGAUUGCAUAGCCUCUAACAGAGAUAUUACUGUGGGAGUGAAAGUACGGCUAUCCUGGCAUGUCUCAAAUAAUGGUGCUAAUGAAUUAGAAAGCUAUCGAAGAGCACUAGCAGCAUCUAAAAAAGCCAGGGUACCUCUCAUGGUUCAUCAUGCUAUUUCUACUAUCCCAACUGAUGAUAUUGCAGGUCAUGAUGGCUUGAGUUGUCCAGGAAGUCUCAUGAAAGGUGAUAUCUAUACACACUGUUUCAGUGGUUUCAAUGGGACAAUCAUUGACCCUGCUACCAAACAAAUCUACUCAUCUGUUCUUGCGGCCCAUAACAGAGGGGUCAUCUUUGAUGUAGGGCAUGGCAGAGGAUCAUUCUCCUGGACGGUUGCUGAACUUUGUGCUAGUCAGGAUUUCUGGCCUGAUGUCAUCAGCACUGAUUUGCAUGUAGACUGCCAGAAAGGGCCAGCAUAUGACUUGCCAACAGUUAUGACAAAAAUGCUCCAUGUUGGUAUGCCACUUAAUGAAAUAAUCAAAGCAGUCACCAUUACACCAGCAACCGUCAUUGGAUGGGGUGACACAAUAGGCUCACUAUCAAAGACUAAAGUAGCUGAUGUCACUGUCCUGAGGGAAGAGGCUUGUUCAAUCAAGAUGGAGGAUAGCCAAGGGCAAGUUCGCACAGUUGAAAAGCGACUUGUUCCUGUUGCUGUUUGGAGAAAAGGAGAGCAACAUCAGAUAUCCAUGGAGGAUGUCAUCCCUUGUCAUAACAUAGAAGCACUGUACAUGGACUGGGACAAACUUGUUGUAAAAGAUAAACAAAACCCCCAAAAAGAAAACUUAUCUUAAAUCAGCCUGCAGUUACCUUAUAGAGAGAACUCAAUAAAACUACAUCUCAAUAGUUUGUCAAACUUAAAGCACAAGCACUUUACAAAUUCGCCAUGUGACACCUAUCGCUAAAAGGUUGAAUUGUGUAUGUUUACAUUAGACUUAAGCUUCUCUGUGUGAAGUAACUGGUUCCUAAAUAUGAGCACAGUAAUUAUUAAUAUUCUAUAUAAAUAGCCAGUGAAAGCUGCUUCCAGGCCACAACUAUGCAGCAAUGCUCCUAGAUUGACGCAAAAUAUUACCAUAUCAUGUAUCAGUACAAAAAAUUUUAUUUCACAUCAAAACUUAGUCAUGUGAAAUAUACAAAUUACUACACAGUUAUGUAGCUUUUACAUGGAGUGGAUACAAUUACAAUAUUGGAAAAGGCAGGUGUACCAAGCUUCAAUCUCAGAAUACAGUAGAUACAUAUCAAAAUUUUAUAGGAUUUCUAAAACAUUCUCCCUAAAACCCUUGAAUGAUUUGCGCAAAUUACAAACUAGACACUAAGCUUACCAAAGUUAUUUUUGAAAAGCUACUGUAGUUGCAUUUCUUUCUGUUUAAUAAAACUUAAGUUAUGAUAAUCACAAA